This is a messenger RNA of Plenodomus lingam JN3, 573 nucleotides long. RefSeq lists its product as uncharacterized. Gene Ontology annotation, cellular component: mitochondrion. Gene Ontology annotation, biological process: mitochondrial respiratory chain complex II assembly. Lineage: Eukaryota; Fungi; Ascomycota; Dothideomycetes; Pleosporales; Leptosphaeriaceae. The record is from RefSeq and is a predicted model, not a curated record.
AUGUCAACACUCACACCCCGCCCCCGCCUCCCCCGCACCCUCCUCUUCUUUACCCGCCACGCGCCCAAUCGCGCAUUCAGCCGCACCCCGCGUCGCCCCUCCUCGCCUUUUACAACGGGGCCUGCGCCUCCCCGCCUGCCAAAGGAGGAGCAGGAGAUUUUCGAGAGACUGCAGAAGGGCAGUCGGGGGGCUUUUAGCACACCGAGGGAGGAGGUGGGCGAGGGCGAGGGCAAGGGCGAGGGCGUCGCUCAGGCAGAUGGAAGUCCAUUCUCAUCCUCGCCUACAGAUUCGUCGGCACCGUCCACGCCACCCUCGCGCUUCAAAAUCAACCAGUCCCCCGACAGUGACAGCGCCAGCGCCAGCGCCAGCACUGUCCCACCCGUCCGCUUUGAAACCGGCAAGGCGAUUAGACAGGGCGAGGAGGUCCAUCCUAAUAUGCGCCGCGGUGCGCCGCCGGAGUUUGAGGGCGAUGUUAAUCCCAAGACGGGUGAGGUUGGGGGGCCAAAGAAUGAGCCGUUGAGGUGGGGGGCUAGGGCGGAUUGGAGUUAUAAUGGACGGGUUACGGAUUUUUGA